UAUCAGUACAUGUAAUCAGAUAUAUACCAGCAUCAGAACACCACUAUUAUUAAAAAGAGAGAGAGAUGACUCAUUACUAAAAACCGCUUGAACUCUCCAACCCACAGAUACACACAUCUAAUUAUGUAUAUAUAGCCAACUUGCUAUGCAUUUCUACAUCUCUCUAUUAAGUUCUUGACACUUUUUGUUUUUUCUCCUUUUUAUUCUCAUUUUAUAGCUAGUACUACCUAAUAAAAAUGCCAAAUUUUAGACCAUUUCUUCACUUCACCGCUAUUCUCAUUCUUCUUCUCAUCAACAAUUGUGAGCUAAUUCAUUGCCACACCAAAGGGCUUAGGCCAAAGAGAAGUGCAUGGAAGAAGCAAUUAACAGUGAACAUGACACAAGUUCAACAUUCUGAACAACAAUUUAUGCAGUGGGUACAAUUUGUUGGAAGCUUAAAGCAUUCCCUCUUCAAGACAGCCAAAAAUAAAUUGUUCCCUUCUUACACACUCACUGUUGAUAAUAAUCCUGCUCAUGGAGAUUUUACUUCAAUUCAAAAAGCCAUUGAUUCUCUUCCAUUUGUCAAUCUUAUUAGAGUUGUUAUCAAGGUCCAUGCAGGAGUUUACACGGAGAAAGUAAAUAUACCUCCAUUCAAAUCAUUCAUAACCAUACAAGGAGCAGGAGCAGAUAAAACAAUAAUUCAAUAUGGAGAUACAGCACAAACUGUUGGUCCAAAUGGAAAACCCCUUGGCACUUUUGGUUCAGCUACUUUUGCUGUGAAUUCACCUUAUUUCCAGGCCAAGAAUAUUACUUUCAAGAACACAACACCAGUGCCACCACCAGGAGCAGUAGGAAAACAAGCAGUAGCAUUUAGAAUAUCAGCAGAUACAGCAGCCUUUGUGGGGUGUAAAUUCUUGGGGGCACAAGAUACACUUUAUGAUCAUUUGGGCAGACAUUAUUACAAAGAUUGUUAUAUUGAAGGCUCUGUGGAUUUCAUCUUUGGCAAUGCCCUUUCUUUUUUUGAGGGAUGUCAUUUGCAUGCAAUAGCACAGGUAACAGGUGCAGUAACAGCACAAGGAAGGAGCAGUAUGUUGGAGGACACUGGUUUCAGUUUUGUGAACUGUAAGGUCACGGGGUCAGGUGCAUUGUACCUAGGUAGGGCAUGGGGUCCCUUCUCUAGGGUCAUCUUUGCUUAUACUUACAUGGACAACAUUAUCAUCCCUAAAGGCUGGCAUAAUUGGGGUGACCCUCUUCGUGAGAUGACUGUAUUUUAUGGGCAAUAUAAAUGUAGUGGACCAGGGGCAAGUUUUGCAGGAAGAGUUUCAUGGUGCAGAGAGUUAACUGAACAAGAAGCUAAGCCUUUUAUUUCACUUAGCUUUAUUGAUGGCUCUGAAUGGAUCAAUUUUUAAUAAAUCAAUUUUCUGCCUUACAAGUUUUUAUUUUAUUUUUUAUUUUGGCGUACUAUGUAAAAUCCAUGUAUCUUGUAGUUGUUCAAAGAGUCAUAGAGUACAAAAAUCUUUGUAAGAAUAAUGAAAAUUUAAAGAGUAUAACACGAGGUGACAUUUUCUUUUGAAUGGAA
Lycium barbarum (goji berry) is the source of this 1558-nucleotide messenger RNA. Its product is annotated as probable pectinesterase 53. The coding region runs from base 237 to 1388 and encodes 383 amino acids. Lineage: Eukaryota; Viridiplantae; Streptophyta; Magnoliopsida; Solanales; Solanaceae. Gene Ontology annotation, biological process: cell wall modification. Gene Ontology annotation, molecular function: pectinesterase activity. The transcript has 5 exons. The record is from RefSeq and is a predicted model, not a curated record.